AAUUAAACCAUCCAAGAAAAAACUAGAAGCCUCGGAGAAAUUCACAUACACAUUAGUAAUUACACUACUCCAUACUGAGUACUGAGAAGAUAAUCUUGGGAAGCAACCUUAGCUUAGUCAUGAUUUUCAAGCUUGUAAUAUGGGUAGUUAUUUCUUCACCACUGGUAGACUUUGUGGGCUCAGAGGAUGUCGGAUUCACCUAUCAUGGAUUCAAUUCGGCCAAUCUGAGCCUCGAUGGAGCGGCCGGGGUCAUGCCCAAUGGCAUCCUGAGACUAACAAAUGAGACUACGUUUCAAACAAGCCGAGCCUUGUAUUCUGUGCCUGUCAAUUUCAAGGGUCCAAAUGGUUCAUCUUUCUCUUUCUCAACAACCUUUGUGUUCGCUAUUGUGCCUGGGCUCUCGGUUUUGGAUGGCCAUGGAAUGACCUUUGCUAUUUCCCCAGUAGGAGGCCUUCUGGGCGGGCUUGAUGCCCCGUAUCUAGGCCUAUUCAAUGGCUCCAACAAUGGCAAAUCCACCAACCACGUCGUGGCGGUGGAGCUUGACACUAUGCAGACCAAAGAGUUUCGUGAUAUCGAUGGCAACCACGUUGGAAUUGACAUCAACGGGAUGAUAUCUAAUGUGUCAAAAUCCGCAGGGUAUUAUGAUGAUAAUGAUACCUUUCGUAGCUUGAGACUUGCUGGGAGCAAGGCGAUCCGGGUGUGGGUAGAAUAUGAUGGAAAAGCUAAGCAAAUGAAUGUUACAAUGGCUCCCUUGAUGGUUUCUCGCAAGCCUAAAAAGCCCAUCUUGUCUUUGUCCUAUGAUCUUUCAACGGUUUUUCAAGAAACCAUGUCUGUGGGCUUCACAGCCGCCACCGGUGCGGUUGUAUCAACCCAAUACGUUCUGGGUUGGAGCUUUAAAAUGAACGGUGUGGCUUUAGAGCUCGAUCCCUCUAAACUCCCAAAGCUCCCUAGAAUCUUGCCUAAGGGGAGGCCAAAAAUCUUGGUUAUUGGGGUGCCGAUAAUUUCAACGUUUGUGGUGAUCUUCUUGGGAAUUGUUUAUUAUAUUGGAAGGAAAAGGAAGUUUGCGGAGUUGCUUGAGGAUUGGGAACUUGAGUUCGGACCUCAUAGGUUUAAGUACAAGGAUUUGUACUAUGCUACCAAGGGGUUUUCAGAGAAGGAGUUAUUGGGAUCAGGGGGAUUUGGGAUGGUGUACCGAGGGGUGUUGAGGUCUUGUAAUGUGGAAAUCGCAGUGAAGAAGGUCUCUCAUGGAUCCAGGCAGGGAAUGAGGGAAUUCGUGGCGGAGAUCGUAAGCAUUGGCCGAUUGCGCCAUAGAAACUUAGUGCCACUUUUAGGGUAUUGCAGGCGAAAAGGUGAGCUCCUGUUGGUGUACGAGUACAUGCCUUAUGGAAGUCUAGACAAGGUUUUGUUCGACAACCCGAAACCCAUCACCCUCGGUUGGAGCCAGAGGUUUGGUGUGAUCAAAGGCGUGGCGUCGGGGCUGCUCUACCUCCACGAAGAGUGGGAGAAGCUCGUGAUCCACAGAGACGUUAAGGCCAGCAAUGUGUUGCUAGACGGGGAACUUAAUGGGAGACUAGGCGAUUUUGGUCUGGCAAGACUAUACGAUCAUGGGACCGACCCUCAGACCACUCAUUUAGUCGGGACGAUAGGGUAUCUUGCCCCGGAGCAAACUAGGGCCGGGAAGGCCACAACGUGCACGGAUGUGUAUGCUUUCGGGGCAUUCUUGCUUGAAGUUGUGUGCGGGAGAAGGCCUCUCGAUACACAAUUCGAAGAAGACAACGAUCUCAUCCUCGUUGAUCGCGUGUUUUCGUAUUGGUGUAGAGGUGAAAUUGUGAAAACUGUGGAUUCAAAUUUGGGGGCGGAUUAUGUUGUAGGAGAAGUGGAGCUAGUUUUGAAGCUUGGUCUUCUUUGCUGUCAAUACGAGCCAAAGUGUCGGCCCAGUAUGCGGCAGGUUGUGCUCUAUUUGCAGGGAGCUCUGCCUUUACCAGACUUCUCACUGCUAAGAAUAAUAUAAUUUGCAGUCUUAGCAAGUUUUCAGUCUUUAAUUUUCUUCCCAAACGAAUAAGCUAUAAGCAUUUUUCA
This is a messenger RNA of Ipomoea nil (Japanese morning glory), 2077 nucleotides long. RefSeq names its product L-type lectin-domain containing receptor kinase IV.1-like. Gene Ontology annotation, molecular function: carbohydrate binding; ATP binding; protein kinase activity. Gene Ontology annotation, cellular component: plasma membrane. Lineage: Eukaryota; Viridiplantae; Streptophyta; Magnoliopsida; Solanales; Convolvulaceae. Gene Ontology annotation, biological process: protein phosphorylation. The record is from RefSeq and is a predicted model, not a curated record. The transcript has a single exon. The coding region runs from base 120 to 2009 and encodes 629 amino acids.